GUGACCUUGUUCACUGCUUGAAGGCCACGACUCAUCUCGAACAUAUGCCUUCGCUGCCAUCAUUAGAGGCCUUUGCCAAGGGAACCGCCGCUACCGUAGCUGGUGUUGCAACGCUAGGCUGCGGACUACUAUAUUACGGACAAAAUUAUCUCAUUUACCCAUCCGCAUUCCCCCCGGGCUCUCGCAUAGAGGUCCCGGUGCCCACGGAUUUUGGACUUGAAUACCAGGAUUUACCCCUUGUCACUGAAGAUAGGUUUACUUUACGGUGCUAUCUUCUCAUGCAACGGACAGAGAUAAGCAACAGCCACGCUGCACACAUCGAUUACCCAGACCAACAGACGCAUGAAGAGUUUGCAUCCACCCGACCGACAGUUUUGAUGUUCCACGGUAAUGGCGGCAAUCACGGUCACCGGAUACCUCUCGCAAAAGUAUUCUACGUCAAAAUGCGCUGCAAUGUACUCAUGCUCUCAUACCGCGGGUGCGCCCUCUGUCUUUCGCAAUCCAGUCUAUUGGGGAAUCCCUUACUCAUUCUUACCAACAGAUAUGGUCAUUCAGAGGGUUCUCCAUCAGAAUCAGGCAUACGUAUAGAUGCUCAAACGGCCCUCGACUAUCUUGCUUCGCACCCAUAUUUGAAAAACACUCCCGUCAUCCUUUACGGUCAGUCUAUUGGUGGUGCUGUCGCUAUUGACCUUGCAAGUCGAAAUCCAUCAAAGAUCACGGCGCUAAUCCUGGAGAACACAUUCACGAACCUCCCACGUCUCGUACCUAAAGUUCUUCCUCUUCUUAGCCCUCUUUCGUUUCUUUGCCAUCAAAAAUGGGACUCGGCUUCGAAAAUACCUCUAAUACCUCGGUCGAUGCCGAUCUUAAUGCUGAGCGGUGUUAGAGAUGAGGUUGUUCCACGCGAGCACAUGCAAGAGUUAUGGCAGAUUGUUUCGCGGCGCCAGGGUACCAAAUCUAGUGACACAGGAAACAAAUCUGACAUACCCGAAGUCGGUAAUGGGAAAUCGAGAUUCCUUGAAUUUGAAGGAGGACACCAUAAUGAUACUUUGAGCCGUUAGAAGCCCCUAACGCGGUGCUUCUUCUAUCUGAAUCCAUACGAAGUGACAUCAUGAUCACGGCGUUGGACUUUUUCUUCUUCUUUCUGUGUGUUCACACAUUCCUU
This is a messenger RNA of Suillus fuscotomentosus, 1162 nucleotides long. RefSeq names its product Alpha/Beta hydrolase protein. Bases 45 to 1058 code for a protein of 337 amino acids. The record is from RefSeq and is a predicted model, not a curated record. Gene Ontology annotation, cellular component: membrane. The transcript is spliced from 10 exons. Lineage: Eukaryota; Fungi; Basidiomycota; Agaricomycetes; Boletales; Suillaceae. Gene Ontology annotation, molecular function: palmitoyl-(protein) hydrolase activity.